Messenger RNA from Coregonus sp. 'balchen', 16249 nucleotides. NCBI's taxonomy places the organism in Eukaryota, Metazoa, Chordata, Actinopteri, Salmoniformes, Salmonidae. The record is from the annotation of a GenBank genome assembly.
AUGUGUGCACUUAGUUUCGGCACCAUCCCUGGUAAGUACAGGAACUGGAACAACUGCAUGUCUUGUAUGAUAAGUAGUGUAACUUCUAAAAGUGUGGGGUUUGCGAGGGAUAGCCUAUUUGGAACUGAAAAGUGCACUAGGUUGGGAUGGAAAUAAAGGUUCCUCUAUCCAAGUCACGUGGGAAGAAAACAUAACACAUCUGGCCUUACAUCAAGUUAUGAUAUGACAUUCCUCAAGAUUCCAAUUACUCAUAUUCAAUCUGACAAACUGGGAGCAUUAACUGCACUCAGGCAUGGCGGCGCGCCUGUUUCUCCCAGCAACAGGAUCAAUCUCCAGAGGACGCACGCACUCGCUCCGGUCUGGUUCUGUUUCUGCUGACCGACAAAACAAGGACAAAAGCAGGGACAGACGCGGUGUCAGGUGACAGUGUAUGUCUCUCAACGCAGUGUUCUCUUUCUGAAACCAACGGUCAUAAUAUCUGGUAUCUGGUGAAUUGUUGAAGGGCAAUUUCCAUUUGGCAGAAACACCCCAAGGUUAUUCGUAAAUGAUUGGUUUACAAUGCCUUCUGAAAGUAUUCAGACCCCUUUACUUUUUUCCAAAUUUUGAUAGGUUACAGCCUUAUUCUAAAAUUGAUUAAAUUGUUUCCACCCCAUAAUGACAAAGCAAAUGCAGGUUUUUAGAUUUUUUGCUAAUUUAGAAAAAAUAAAAAACGGAAAUAUCACAUUUACUUAAGUAUUGAGAGGCCUGGGCAUUAUUGUUCACUAAUUUACUCCAAGUAGGGAAAGGAUGGUGGGGUUGAAAAGUAAUGAAGGGGAGUAUAUAUAUAAAAAAUAAACAUGGGGGAUUGGAAGUGAUGCAGACAAUUACAUUGAUAGAAGAUACAAUCUAUCUGCAAUAUUAAGCUGAUCCAUCCCCCCCCCCCCCCCCCCAAAAAAAAAAAAAAAAAAAAAUAUAUAUAUUAGUAUUGAGACCCUUUACUCAGUACUUUGUUGAAGCAGCUUUGGCAGUGAUUACAGGCACAAGUCUUAUUGUGUAUGAUGCUACAAGCUUGGCACACCUGUAUUUGGGGAGUUUCUCCCAUUCUUCUCUGCAGAUCCACUCAAGCUCUGUCAGGUUGGAUGGGGAGCGUCGCUGUACAGCUAUUUUCAGGUCUCUCCAGAGAUGUUCGAUCUGGUUCAAGUCCUGACUCUGGCUGGGCCACUCAAGGACAUUCAGAGACUCCUGCGUUGUCUUGGCUGUGUGCUUAGGGUCGUUGUCCUGUUGGAAGGUGAACCUUCGCCCCAAUCUGAGGUCCUGAUCGCUCUGGAGCAGGUUUUCAUUAAGGAUCUGUCUGUACUUUGCUUCGUUCAUCUUUGCCUCGAUCCUGACUAGUCUCCCAGUCCCUGGCACUGAAAAAUAUCCCCACAGCAUGAUGCUGUCACCACCAUGCUUUACCGUAGGUAUGGAGCCAGGUUUCCUCCAGACGUGACGCUUGGCAUUCAGGCCAAAGAGUUCAAUCUUGGUUUCAUCAGACCAGAGAAUCUUGUUUCUCAUGGUCUGAGAGUCUUUAGGUGCCUUAUUGGCAAACUCCAAGCGGGCUGUCAUGUGCCUUUUACUGAGGAGUGGCUUCCGUCUGCUACCAGCCAGCUCUAGCCUGGACUAUUAUCAGCCAGUCUGCACUGUCUGCACAGCGCGUUAUCAACACAGAACAUAUCAGAUUUUCUGCCGGAUUCACUGAAUCACUGGACCUUUAACACCGGAUCAUCGCAACCAGCUAGCUGCAACCAAAUGGAUGUUGUUGUUGGCUAAUCAGCCUUGAGCUAGCCUCGAGGCAGGCCCAUCUCCUGGCUAUCUACCUCUCUGUCACCGGACGGGACCUCCUAGUGUCGACACGGAGCCCCGCCGAUCCAUCACGACUGGUCUGCCGACGUAAUCGUCUGUGGUUUCAACAGGCUUCCCGUUGCGAUGACCACGAAGAUCCAUAUGCUAGCUCCGGCCCGCUAGCACACACAAACUGCUCGCCUGUGCUGUAGCACCAAUUCGAACUGCUCCUGGACUCACAUAUUGCUGUUCACCGGACCUUAUGAUAACUCAGCUGCACAGCUGAUGCCUGCUGGACUGUUCCUUUACACCGUACCCUGUCCUGUUUAUCUGUUUAGCCUCAGCCCAAACUUUCAUCGCCAUUACCAGUUGUUGUCUUAGCUCUCUCGAAUAACACCUGUGAUUGCUUUAUGCCUCUCUCCCAUGUCAAUAUGCCUUGCCUAUUGCUGUUCCAGUUAGUUCUUAUUAUACAAUUUCACUGUAGAGCCCCAAGUCCCUCUCAAACUGCCUCAAAUUGCUCCUUUGUUCCACCCCUCAUACACGCUGAGACCGGCUCAAUCGGUGCCUCCAGUGAUGCUAUCUCUUUCAUUGUUACCCAACCUGUAUAUCAAUGAUGUCGCUCUAGAUGCUGGUGACUCUCAGAUCCACCUCUACGCAGACGACACCAUUUUGUAUACAUCUGGCCCUUCAUUGAACACUGUGUUACCAAACCUCCAAACGAGCUUCAAUGCCAUACAACACUCCUUCCGUAGCCUCCAAAUGCUCUUAAACACUAGUAAAACGAAAUGCAUGCUCCUCAAUCGAACACUGCUGGCACCCGCCCACCCGACUAGAAUCACUACUCUCGGCGGGUCUGACCUAGAGUAUGUGGACAACUACAAAUACCUAGGUGUCUGGUUAGACUGUAAACUCCCCUUCCAGACCAAAGUUAAAUCUAGAAUCGGCUUCCUAUUUCGCAACAAAGCCUCCUUCACUCAUGCUGCCAAACAUGCCCUCGUAAAACUGACUAUCCUACCGAUCCUUGACUUCGGCGAUGUCAUUUACAAAAUAGCCUCCAACACUCUACUCAGCAAAUUGGAUGUAGUCUAUCACAGUGCCAUUUGUUUUGUCACCAAAGCCCCAUAUACUACCCACCACUGUGACCUGUACGCUCUUGUUGGCUGAUCCUCACUACAUAUUCGUCGCCAAACCCACUGGCUCCAGGCCAUCUAUAAAUCACUGCUAGGCAAAUCCCCGCCUUAUCUUAGCUCAUUGGUCACCAUAGCAACACCCACCCGUAGUAUGCGUUCCAGCAGGUAUAUCUCACUGGUCAUCCCCAAAGCCAACACCUCCUUUGACCGCCAUUCCUUCCAGUUCUCUGCUGCCAAUGACUGGAGCAAACUGCAAAAAUCUCUGAAGCUGGAGACUCUUAUCUCCCUCACUAACUUUAAGCAUCAGUUGUAAGAGCACCUUACCGAUCACUGCACCUGUACACAGCCCAUCUGUAAUUAGCCCACCCAACUACCUCAUCCCCAUAUUGUUAUUUAUUUUGCUCAUUUGCACCCCUGUAUCUCUAUUUGCACAUCAUCUCUUGCACAUCUAUCAUUCCAGUGUUAAUACUAAUUGUAAUUAUUUUGCACUAUGGCCUAUUUAUUGCCUUACCUCCAUAACUUGCUACAUUUGCACACACUGUAUAUAUAUUUUCUGUUGUAUUUUUGACUUUCUGUUUUGUUUUACACCAUAUGUAACUCUGUGUUGUUAUUUUUAUAGCACUGCUUUGCUUUAUCUUGGCCAGGUCGCUGUUUUAAAUGAGAACUUGUUCUCAACUGGCUUACCUGGUUAAAUAAAGGUUAAAUAAAUAAAAUAAAUAAAGUCUGGCCACUCUACCAUAAAGGCCUGAUUGGUGGAGUGCUCCAGAGAUGGUUGUCCUUCUGGAAGGUUCUGCCAUCUUCACAGAGGAACUCUAGAGCUCUGUCAGAGUGACCAUCGGGUUCUUGGUCACCUCCCUGACCAAGGCCCUUCUCCCCCGAUUGCUCAGUUUGGCCGGGUGGCCAGCUCUUGGAAGAGUCUUGGCGGUUCCAAACUUCUUACAUUUAAGAAUGAUGGAGACAUUUUUUGGUACCCUUCCCCAGAUCUGUGCCUCGACACAAUCCUGUCUCGGAGCUCUACAGACAAUUCCUUCGACCUCAUGGCUUUGUUUUUGCUGUGACAUGCACUGUCAACUGUGGGACCUUAAAUAGACAGGUGUGUGCCUUUCCAAAUCAUGUCCAAUCAAUUGAAUUUACCACAGGUGGACUCCAAUCAAGUUGUAGAAACAUCUCAAGGAUGAUCAAUGGAAACAGGAUGAACCUGAGCUCAAUUUCGAGUCUCAUAGCAAAGGCUCUGAAUACUUAUGUAAAUAAGGUAUUUCUGUUCUUUAUUUUAUACAUUUGCUAAAAUUUCCUGUUUUCGCUUUGUCAUUAUGGGGUAUUGUGUGUAGAUUUAUGAGGAUUUGUAUUUAUUUAAUCCAUUUUAGAAUAAGGCUGUAACGUAACAAAAUGUUGAGAAAGUCAAGGGGUCUGAAUACUUUCCGAAGGCACUGUAUAUGUGUGAAGGUUAUGUUGAAUGUGGCAAAAUCUAAGUAGAGGGUUGCAUUUUAUUUCUAAUGUAAUACAGUUCUAUACAUAAACAUACACACAAACGGUUUUGAUUCCUGGGAGGAGAGGAUGUUAAGGCAGACAGAUGGGGAGCCAGAGGUCAAAUCAGCUCCAGGGGCACACACACACACACACACACACACACACACACAAACACAAACACACACACACACACAUUUUAAAUACUUUAUUUGAACCCACCAAUUUUACAAAAAAAGAAUCCAAACAUUUCAAAGGUCCCUGUAUGCAUGGCACUAAAGGGUACAGAAAGCGCCUCCUUCUCCAAACAGCUAUGCUGCCCACGACAGCUGAAACAGAGCAGUACCUAGCCAAUUGCCUUGCCCUAGUUUUUAGCAGGCCCGCAAUCUGGAGGCCACACACUGCAAGCAUGUGUACGUGGCCGAGACUGCCAAAUAUCAGCGCCACCAGCUUGCACCUACACCCGAGGCUGUCCAAGUGUGCAAGCAUACAGAAAGCGAGGGAGGGAUAAACAGAGGCCACAAAAAGACACAUACUUUCAGCUACACACUCAUCUCUCCUGGAUGAGUUUCAAAGGAGUUUCAAGUCAUUUGAAAAACAGCCACGGGCUACCAUGUUGCAGUGUCUGUGUCACUCUACCCUUCUCUCAGGCUCUCUGCCCCACCCCCUCCACUCCCACUCCUGUGUCAUUGUUCGUACUCAGAUUCAUAUUACUCAAUCACUUUUCAUGCUACCCCAUUAAACACUAUCUACAUGCUAAACUAAAAUUAGACACCUUUAGUCUGUGAUGCUUAAACAUUUAUACUAUAAAUAAUUGUUUAAUUGACAUUGAGCUGGUGAUACAAUUAUUUGUUGCUUAUAGAUCUUAUAUGUAAAAUCUAUUUCUCUCUUCUCUCACCCCAUUAAACUCUGUCUCUUUUCUGCUUUCUCUCUCUCUCCCUCCUUUCCUCUCCCAUCUCCAGGUGAGUUUGGAUCUCUGGCUGAGAUGGAGGAUCUCCUGUUGAGGAACCUGUUCCAGGGGUACCAGCGCUGGGUCCGGCCCAUCCAGCACGCCAACGACACGGUCACAGUACGCUUCGGACUCAAGAUCUCACAGCUGGUGGACGUGGUGAGGAUACGCACGCACACACGUAUGCAUGCACAGGCAUGAACACACACAUGCUAAACGCACACACGCUAAUCGCAGGCUAAACGCACGCACACGUACACAGUGGAAAAAGACCUUACCGUAUAAACAAACAGUAAAAGACAUGAACGGUUCAAAAUAUAUUGUCUGAAUGGCUUGAGCCAUGUAUUUCUUGUAAUUCUGACUCUGUCCAUGUUGCUGAAACAAGUAAUGCUGAAAGAAAGGGGUACUAUGAACCACAGUGAAACAACUCCACUCUCCUGAGCUGUCCAAGGUCCUGAAAUAAAGCUGUUGGCCUCAGUGGAACUUCUAUCUAGCUUUUUCUCUCCUUUUAUGGAACUCACAGAACACACUCUUUUCCAACAGAGCUUUCAUUUUUCAGGGCCUCAUUUGAUAAGCUGAGGUGGUUAGCUGUUCUUUCAAAGAACACAAGCAGCUAAUGGAACAGUCCCAUUCAUGGUCUUCAAUAUUAACCUUGCCUACACAAGCAGCAGGAUACAUAUUCUCUCUCUCUCUCUCUCUCUCUCUCUCUCUCUCUCUCUCUCUCUCUCUCUCUCUCUCUCUCUCAAUUCAAUUCAAUUUGCUUUAUUGGCAUGACGUAACAAUGUACAUAUUGCCAAAGCUUACUUUGGAUAUUUACAAUAUUAACAUAAUUAAAAUAAUAAUCAUCAAUAUUGUCAACGGGACAACAGUAACCAAGGGUCAAAAUAACCAUUGAACAAUAACAAUAUAGAGGACAUCUUAUCUUAUCUCUCUCUCUCUCUCUCUCUCUCUCUCUCUCUCUCUCUCUCUCUCUCUCUCUCUCUCUCUCUCUCUCUCUCUCUCUCUCUCUCUGAGGGGAGAGGCCUGUGGCAUGUAUGUAAUUGUUUCAAGGCAAAAAGCGUUGUAAAUACUAACUGAUGUUAUCAUACCAUAGAGAGAGAAUGAGAAUGAGAAUGAAAGAAUGUAGGAAAAGUGAUCCAACACGGAGGAUAGGAAAAGAGGGAGAGAGAGGAAGAACGAGAAAGAGAGAGAGCUGAAGCACAGGAGAAAGAGAGAUAUGGGUAGGAUAUGAUAGGAAAAGAGAUAGAACCUGGAGGAUAGAGGUGAAUCACAGGAGAAAGCGAUAGAGAUGGAGAGAUACAGAGAGAAGUGAUCUGCUCCAGGCUGAUAAGUGGUGCCAGUGUUGCUAGGCAUCUGUCCUGUAUUAGGUUACAGUUCACCUCUGGACUAUGUAAAUUAAAAUCUUCCCUGUUAUGUUGUCCGGUGCCAAGUUUUUCUAAAGGAAACUCUGAAAUGGAAAGAUUUUAGAAUAUUCCCAAGAAAAUCUAUCACAAUUGGAUGGAAAUCUAGCUAUAGACACCCUAAAGACAAAAAAUUUGUCACUUUGAUUAUGCCUGCACAUCAUGGUUCACCAGCAGCCCAAAACAGCUAUAGAAUAAGCUACCAGCCAAACAAGCUUGUAAGAAUUGUACUUAUACUCCCCCCUCAUACUCAUCUGGAGGUUGAGCAUUUUUUCUAUCUCUGUAAUGUGUCUGUAUCUAUGUAAUGUGUCUGUAUCUAUGUAAUGUGCCUGUAUCUCUGUAAUGUGUCUGUAUCUAUGUAAUGUGUCUGUAUCUAUGUAAUGUGUCUGUAUCUCUGUAAUGUGUCUGUAUCUCUGUAAUGUGUCUGUAUCUCUGUAAUGUGUCUGUAUCUCUGUAAUGUGCCUGUAUCUCUGUAAUGUGCCUGUAUCUCUGUAAUGUGUCUGUAUCUCUGUAAUGUGCCUGUAUCUCUGUAAUGUGUCUGUAUCUCUGUAAUGUGUCUGUAUCUCUGUAAUGUGUCUGUAUCUAUGUAAUGUGUCUGUAUCUCUGUAAUGUGCCUGUAUCUCUGUAAUGUGCCUGUAUCUCUGUAAUGUUUCUGUAUCUAUGUAAUGUGUCUGUAUCUCUGUAAUGUGUCUGUAUCUCUGUAAUGUGCCUGUGUCUAUGUAAUGUGUCUGUAUCUAUGUAAUGUGUCUGUAUAUAUGUAAUGUGUCUGUAUCUAUGUAAUGUAUCUGUAUCUAUGUAAUGUGUCUGUAUCUAUGUAAUUGUUUAUGUGUUUAUGUAUAAAAUAGGAACCACAAUAGAAAUAAGUCCCUGACUUUAUUGUGCAAUCCCGGUCACUUAAAAAAUAUUUGUGUAUAUAUGUAUUUUAAAUGAAAUACAAUCAAUCAAUCAAUCCAAACUGUGCGGUGGCCAAUUGAUGAAUGGAAAGAGACCUCUGUUACAAAACACCAAAAAGUUUAAUGACAUUAGGAGAUUGUCAAGCCAAGCCUUUGAUACUGGGUAAGACUACAAGGUAAGGAGGGAUGUAUGUUCUGUUUGUCCAGAUUGACAGUCUAUUUAUGGAGGUGAUGAAAACGCAAACCAUGAUAUUGAAGUGCCCAAAGUCGGUAUGCUUUGUUUACUGGUUGUGUGGUGCAUUGGCACAAAAACCCGUUGGUGGAAAAUUUGUUCCAUAUACAGUGCCUUCGGAAAGUAUUGACCUUGACCUUUUCCACAUUUUGUUACGUUACAGCCUUAUUCUAAAAUUGAUUAAAUAUUUGUUUUUCCUCAGCAAUCUACACACAAUACCACAUAAUGACAAAGCGAAAACAUUUUUUUUGAUUGUUUUGCAAAUGUAUUAAAAAUAAAAAACAGAAAUACCUUUACUUUACAUAAGUAUUCAGACCCUUUGCUAUGAGACUCGAAAUUGGUGCAUCUUGUUUCCAUUGAUCAUCCUUGAGAUGUUUCUACAACUUGAUUGGAGUCCACCUGUGGUAAAUUCAAUUGAUUGGACAUGAUUUGGAAAGGCACACACCUGUCUAUAUAAGGUCCCACAGUUGACAGUGCAUGUCACAGCAAAAACAAAGCCAUGAGGUCGAAGGAAUUGUCUGUAGAGCUCCGAGACAGGAUUGUGUCGAGGCACAGAUCUGGGGAAGGGUACCAAAACAUGUCUGCAGCAUUGAGGGUCCCCAAGAAUACAGUGCCCUCCAUCAUUCUUAAAUGGAAGAAGUUUGGAACCACCAAGACUCUUCCUAGAGCUGGCUGCCCGGCCAAACUGAGCAAUGGUGGGAGAAGGGCCUUGGUCAGGGAGGUGACCAAGAACCCGAUGGUCACCCCGACAGAGCUCUAAAGUUCCUCUGUGGAGAUGGGAGAACCUUCCAGAAGGACAACCAUCUCUGCAGCACUCCACCAAUCAGGCCUUUAUGGUAGAGUGGCCAGACGGAAGCCACUCCUCAGUAAAAGGCACAUGAUAGCCCAAUUGGAAUUUGCCAAAAGGCACCUAAACACUCUCAGACCAUGAGAAACAAGAUUCUCUGGUCUGAUGAAACCAAGAUUGAACUCUUUGGCCUGAAUGCCAAGCGUCACGUCUGGAGGAAACCUGGCACCAUCCCUACGGUGAAGCAUGGUGGUGGCAGCAUCAUGCUGUGGGGAUGUUUUUCAGCGGCAGGGACUGGGAGACUAGUCAGGACCGAGGCAAAGAUGAAUGGAGAGUACAGAGAGAUCCUUGAUGAAAACCUGCUUCAGAGCGCUCAGGACCCAGACUGGGGCGAAGGUUCACCUUCCAACAGGACAACGACCCUACGCACACAGCCAAGACAAUGCAGGAGUGGCUUCGGGACAAAUCUCUGAAUGUCCUUGAGUGACCCAGCCAGAACCUGGACUUGAACCCGAUCGAACAUCUCUGGAGAGACCUGAAAAUAGCUGUGCAGCAAUGCUCCCCGUCCAACCUGACAGAGCUUGAGAGGAUCUGCAGAGAGGAAUGGGAGAAACUCCCCAAAAACAGGUGUGCCAAGCUUAUAGCAUCAUAUCCUAGAAGACUCAAGGCUGUAAUCGCUGCCAAUGGUGCUUCAACAAAGUACUGAGUAAAGGGUCUGAAUACUUACGUAAAUGUGAUAUUUCACUUUUAUUUUUAUUUUUUUGCAAACAUUUCUAAAAACCAGUUUUUGCUUUGUCAUUAUGGAGUAUUGUGUGUAGAUUGAUGAGGGGGGAAAAAACAAUUUAAUACAUUUUAGAAUAAGGCUGUAAUGUAACAAUGUGGAAAAAGUCAGAAUACUUUCUGAAUGCACUGUACGUUAGAUAAUGAUAAAUCAUCAAACCGGCAGAGAGAGUGAGCUCAAAUGUGGUGGUCGGAGAAUCCUCAACCUUCUGGCCUGUAGCAAUGCAUUGCAUCGACUGUGCCACAAAAGCAUGCUGAAGUGGCAAAGUCAAUAUCCACAUUUAUAAACACAGUUAUUGUUAUUUGUGUUCGUAAACAUCAUUGUUAUGAUGAGUUUCCUGGUAUCGAGAAGUUCAGGAUGCAAGAGAGCAGUCGAACACUUAGAUGGAGAGUUGAUUCAUAGUUAGUUAAUAGUUACAGUACUGGAUUCACAUGACAAGCGGUACGGGCGUAGCCUCUUGUCAUCCGAAUGACUUUACAUAGAAAACCUCUCAGUUUUCGGAGAUAAUUUCGGAGCUAAUUCCAUCCAAAAGUUGCCAACAAUUAUUGAGUGCCACUCAUCUCCUACAAUAGGAUCCCCCUACAUGGUAUCGUGUGGCACACUAGCCAGGCCAUUCCAUCACGUACUCCUUCUAAGAUUAGCACCAGUGGUCCCCAAUCUAUCUUGGCACGCAGACCUUCUGUCACCCACUAACUAACACAUGGCGUGUCCUUAUCCUCUCUAUAUGAGAUCAACGACAUUAACCAAUACUGUAUAAAAAUAUGUUAUAUCAAUCAUUUUGAGUUAAUUCUAUGACGGGGAGGGUGUUACAUUUAUUUUACAGUACAAGGGGAGGGUCAUGUGAAAAUAUUUUAAAUGUUGGGGAAGGGGGUGCAUUUUUUAAAUGACACCUUGAGUUGGACCAGCCCCUCCCCCCCUUUACAUUUCGAUGUCUCUUAUAAUUUCCGACAUAUUGGUAGUCUAUUUGUUAGUCAACUUGUCUAUAAUUAGAUUAGUCUAUAAUGUAAUUUCUCUUCUAUCAUUAUAUUUUGCCCUAGACUACUAAAUAAACCCUUGCUCACCAGAGUAAUAACAUAAAUCGAUAGAAUGAAUGCUUCAAUCUAGUUGACAUCAGUAAAGUUUUCUCUGUCAUCUCUGCUUCUUUGGCAGAGGAAAGACGUUUAGACACUGGGGAGAAAAUGCAAUAAAAUAUAUUUUCAGUUUGACCGGUUGUAACGAAUUACAAAGCUGUGAAAAUGACUCAACAUGUUUCUGAUAAGAUUCCAGUUCGGCUUGGAUGCAUAUUUUAUGUGGUUGAAAUAAUAUCCGCUUUUAAGAUGCUGAUAAAGAUAGCACCUCAUACAGAUCGUAUCUAACUGCGCAUUCACAUUCUCUCAAGAUGCAGAGAGAGAAAUAAAUCAUAUUUCUCCACUCCUGUUCCCAAGUAAAAAUGUUGUCUACAUUUGGUGUAUCAUUUUACUGCAAGGAAUGCUUAAUUCUGCAGGAGUUAAUAUUAAGGCUAUGUCAAUCAAUCACAUUUACUUAUAAAGGCCUUUUUACAUCAAUAGAUUUCACAAAGUGCUAUAAAGAAACCCAGCCUACAACCCCAAACGUCAAGCAAUGCAGAUGUAGAAGCACGGUGGCUAGGAAAAACUUCCUAGAAAGGCAGGAACCUAUGAAGAAACCAGGCUCUGAGGGGUGGCCUGUCCUCUUCUGGCUGUGCCGGGUGGAUAUUAAAAGAGUACAUGGCCGGACAUUCAGAGGUCGAGUCAGCAGGUGCACUAGAGAACGAGAGAGAGAGAGAGAGAGAGGGAGAGUCGAAAACUGCAGGUCUGGGACAAGAUAGCACGUCCGGUGAACAGGCCAGGGUUCCAUAGCCGCAGGCAGAACAGUUGAAACUGGAGCAGCAGCACAACCAGGUGGACUGGGGACAGCCAGGAGUCAUCGGGGAAGUGAUGGAGAGAGGCAGAGAGAGAGAGAGAAUUAGAGGGAGCAUACUUAAAUGUACACCAGAUAAGACUAUUGCAGCAUAGAUACUGGAGGCUGAGACAGGGAGGGAUCGGGGGACACUGUGCCUCGUCCGACGAUACCCCCGGACAGGGCCAACCAGGCAGGAUAUAAUCCCACCCACUUUGCCAGAGCACAGCCCCCACAUCACUAGAGGGAUAUUAACAGACCACUGAGACACUGCUGAGUAUAGCCCAUGAAGAUCUCCUCCACCGCACGAGCCCGAGGGGGCGGAAGACAGGACAGGAAGCUCACGUCAGUGACUCAACCCACUCAAGUCGAGUAUAGCGCAAAAAAUCCUGGCACGACAUGAAGCACCCCUCCUAGGGACGGCAUGGAAGAGCACUAGUAAGCCAAUGACUCAGCCCCCGUAAUAGGGUCAGAGGCAGAGAAUCCCAGUGGAGAGAGGGGAGCCGGCCUUGCAGAGACAGCAAGGGUGGUUCGUCAUUCCAGUGCCUUGCCGUUCACCUUCGCACCCCUGGGCCAGACUACAGUCAAUCAUAGGACCUACUGAAGAGAUGAGUCUUCAGUAAAGACUUAAAGGUCGAGACAGAGUCUGCGUCUCUCACAUGGAUAGGCAGACCUUUCCAUAAAACUUGAGCUAUAUAGCAGAAAGGCCUGCCUCCAGCUGUUUGCUUAGAAAUUCUAGGGACAAUAAGGAGGCCUGCGUCUUCUGACCGUUCUAGUCAAGAUUCUAGCAGCCGUAUUUAGCACUAACUUAAGUUUAUUUUGUGCUUUAUCUGGGUAGAGCAUUGCAGUAGUCUAAUCUAGAAGUGACAAAAGCAUGGACUAGUUUUUCAGCAUAAUGUUUGGACAAAACGUUUAAGAUUUUUUGCAAUGUUACAAAGAUGGAAGAAAGCUGCCCUUGAAAUAUUAUUGAUAUGUUCAUUAAAAGAGAGAUCAGGGUCCAGAGUAACACUGAGGUCCUUCAAAAUUUUAUUUGAGACGACUGUUCAACCAUCAAGAAUAAUUGUCAGAUCAAACAGCAGAUCUCUUUGUUUCUUGGGACAUAGAACUAGCAUCUCUGUUUUGUCCGAGUUUAAAAGUAAAACAUUUGCCGCCAUUCACUUCCUUAUGUCUGAAAUACAGGCUUCCAGGGUAAGCAAUUUUGGGGCUUCCAUGUUUAUCGAAAUGUACAGCUGUGUGUCGUCUGCAUAGCAGUGAAAGUUGACAUUGUGUUUCCGAAUGGCAUCACCAAGAGGUAGAAUAUAUAGUGAAAACCAUAGUGGUCCUAAAACUGAACCUUGAGGAACACCGAAACGUACAAUUGGUUUGUCAGAGGACAAACCAUCCACAGAGACAAACUGAUAUCUUUCCAACAGAUAAGAUCUAAACCAGGCGAGAACUUGUCCGUGUAGACCAAUUAGGGUUUCCAAUCUCUCCAAAAGAAUGUGGUGAUCGAUGGUGUCAAAAGCGGCACUAAGGUCUAGGAGCACGAGGACAGAUGCAGAGCCUUGGUCUGACGCCAUUAAAAUGUAAUUUACCACCUUCACGAGUGCAGUCUCAGUACUUUGAUGGGGUCUAGAACCAGACUGAAGCGUUUCGCAUACAUUUGUCUUCAGGAAGGCAGUGAGUUACUGCGCAACAGCUUUUCUAAUUUUUAUGAGAGGAAUGGGAGAUUCGAUAUAGGCCGAUAGCUUUUUACAUUUUCCGGGUCAAAAGGUUUGCCUUUUUCAAGAGAGGCUUUAUUACUGCCACUUUUAGUGAGUUUGGUACACAUCCGGAGGAUAGGGAGACGUUUAUUAUGUUCAACAUAGGAGGGCCAAGCACAGGAAGUAGCUCUUUCAGUAGUUUAGUUGGAAUAGGGUCCAGUAUGCAGCUGGAAGGUUUAGAGGCCAUGACUAUUUUUGUGAAUGUGUCAAGAGAUACAGGAUUUAAAAACUUGAGUGUCUCCAUUGAUCCUAGGUCCUAGCAGUUCUGUGCAGACCCAGGACAACUGAGCUUUGGAGAAAUACGCAGAUUCAAAGAGGAGUCCGUAAUUUGCUUUCUAAUGAUCAUGAUCUUUUCGCCAAAGAAUUUCAUGAAUUCAUCACCUCUGAAGUGAAAGCCACCCUCUCUUGGGGAAUGCUGCUUUUUAGUUAGCUUUGCGACAGUAUAAAAAAUAAAUGUUAGAUUGUUCUAAUUCUCCUGAAUUAGGAAAAAUAGGCUGAUCGAGCAGCAGUAAGGACUCUUCGAUAUUACACGGUACUGUCUUUCCAAGCUAGUCGGAAGACUUCCAGUUUGGUGGAGAGGUUAUAGACUUACAGUCAGUCAGUGUCCAGAUUUCAGAUUCCAAUUAACCCAUUUGAACAGUAGGCUACAGUUUCCUUGACGUGCCAUAGGCCUAUUUGAAGUCCCUGUCUUGUGACUGUCGAAUUUGUAUAGCACCUCUCAAUCAUUUCACAAAAUAUAGCCAGUACUGCUAUCAUCCUCUUUUACCACUUCACCAAAUCUUUCCCAAACAUGCAUUUUCAGGCCCUUUAUUUUCAACUCUCCAUUUCGCAGUUUUUCUCUUAUUGAAUUAAACUCUGACAUUGUCCCUUUUGCCUCCGUGGAUCAAUAGUUAACUUUUUCUGCCCGUUCCCAAAAGUAUUUGGCGAUUGGCGUGUAGGCUAUUUGGCGCCUGUACAGCUUAGGCUUACACACUAAUGCCAGAUAGCCUAAAAUAAUGAAAGAAAACCCUUAAUGUAGCCUGUAGAUAUAAAUUGCACAAGAGUGAUACAUUUAUGGAUAGUUUAAGGUAUAAUCAUGACAUAAUGUAAAAAGGAAAUGGAACGGACAGCAAAAUUGGAUUCCAUUCAAAUGAUAUACGAUACACAUUUCUAACCUAGAUGUCUCCUCUCCACUGCUCCACUCUACAUGACCUCUCUCUCUCUCUCUCUCUCUCUCUCCUCUCUCUCUCUCUCUCUCUCUCAGGAUGAGAAGAACCAGCUGAUGACCACUAAUGUGUGGCUGUGGCAGGUGAGGAGGAGAAGGGGGUGACUGUAGCUUGUAAAAGAGGCGUAGAAACUGUGUUGUUGUCCACAGAAGAGGAUAGAUAGAUAGAUAACAAUCUGUGUUUUUCCCUCAACAGGAGUGGAUAGAUUAUAAACUGCGAUGGAACCCUGAGGACUAUGGUGGGAUCACAUCGAUCAGAGUUCCAUCUGAGACCAUCUGGCUACCCGACAUCGUGCUCUAUGAGAAGUAAGCUCUAUGAUAAUAUGUCACAUGUUAUGAUGGGCUCCAUUUAGCAUAAUGUCUUCAGACAAGACAGUGUAACCUCAACCUAUUUUCACACUAAUAGCCCACAUUGAUACUGUAGAUCCUUUUUUUGUAUGAUGUAUUCCUAAAAUGUAUGUUUUAUACACACCCUAGAAAGCCAGUAUGAAGGUUAGCUCUCAGGCUACAAUGAAAGGUGGCCGGUGUGUGGGAGAAAAAAUAUCUGAGUUCAAAAAGUACUCGCACUCAAAACCAUGAAGAGGAAUAACCCAAGGAGGCCGAGAUGCAAAAAUAAUAUAAUUAAUUUAAUCCAUGCUCAAAAGAAUACAAAAAGUGAAAGUGCAAGGUACUAAUAAAAUACGAUUCGGCCUUAUACACACCCUAACCAUAACAUUAAACCUAAACCUAACCCUAAUCUUACCCCCUGCCCCCCUCUCCUCCCCCAGUGCUGACGGGCGGUUCGAGGGCUCCCUGAUGACCAAAGCCAUCGUUAAGUCCAACGGUAGGAUCACGUGGACCCCUCCGGCCAGCUACAAGUCAGCCUGCACUAUGGACGUCACCUUCUUCCCCUUCGACAGACAGAACUGCUCCAUGAAGUUUGGCUCCUGGACCUACGAUGGUAACAUGGUGGACAUGAUCCUGUUAGAUGACUAUGUAGACAGGAAGGACUUUUUUGACAACGGAGAGUGGGAGAUCCUGAACGCCACGGGGGCCAGAGGAAACCGGAGGGACGGGAUGUAUUCCUUCCCCUUUAUAACGUACUCUUUCAUUCUGAAACGUCUCCCGCUGUUCUAUACACUCUUUCUUAUUAUUCCGUGUCUCGGUCUGUCGUUCCUGACCGUGCUGGUGUUCUAUCUUCCAUCGGAUGAAGGGGAGAAGCUCUCUCUCUCCACCUCCGUCCUUGUGUCGCUCACUGUGUUCCUCCUUGUCAUAGAAGAGAUCAUCCCAUCUUCCUCCAAGGUCAUCCCCCUCAUCGGGGAGUACCUCCUCUUCAUCAUGAUCUUCGUCACCCUCUCCAUCAUCGUCACGGUGUUUGUUAUCAAUGUGCACCACCGUUCCUCGGCCACCUACCAUCCCAUGUCCCCCUGGGUUCGCUCCCUCUUCCUUCAGAGGCUACCUAGGAUGCUGUGCAUGCGGGGCCACACUGACCGGUACCACUACCCAGAGCUGGCGCCGGAGAGCCCCGAGCUGAAGCCCCGGUCUGGGGGCCUUAAAGGGGGUCAGAGGGCCAGCAGUGGGACCCAUGUACAGAGUCCUCUGGAGGGGAAGGAGGAUGAGAGUCAGGCCUGGGUCACCAUGCUGGAGAGAGCUACGUACUCAGUGCGCUACAUCAGCCGCCAUAUACGCAAGGAGCACUUUAUCAGAGAGGUGGGUCACAAUGCAAUAUGUUUUAAUCAACAUGAUAUGUAGUGUAAUAUCAUGUAUAUAAUGUUAUAAUCAGCAGCUGAAUUUGUUCCUGUUUCCUUGAUUUUCCUGUUUUUCUUAUUCCAGGUGGUCCAGGACUGGAAGUUUGUGGCUCAGGUUCUGGACAGGAUCUUCCUGUGGGCCUUCCUCACUGUGUCUGUCCUGGGGACCAUCCUAAUCUUCACCCCUGCCCUGCAGAUAUUCCUUAGUACCCCUCCCCAGUCAGGACCCAGCACCCCCCUCUAA